CAUGCGCCGCAGCGUACCUGCAGCUGCCAACCCAUCCUCUCAGCCCUGUCUCGAGGCUGGCAGCACCUCAAAAAUUUCCCAGGUUCCCUACUGAGACAAUCGAUCAACAGGUACACACCCUCAUCACCACGAGGUCGCCACAACUACCCCGUGGCUCUGUGUACUCAUUCAUCAUACGCCUGACUCCCAGUCGCUCUCUUCACCGGAAAACCCGUCCACAUUUCACUUCAUAUAAAAGCUCAGUGGCAGAGGCAGCUCCCAGAGGGAGCCAGGGAUCUCAUUCACGAUGUCAAAAACAACACUCGCAAUUAUCGCAGCGGCCAGCGCAGGAGCCGGCGCAGCCAUAACCGCAAGCAUGUAUUCGCUGCGAUCAGAGCGCAAGCUCGACCAAAGCACAAUAUCCACAACCACUACAACUAUCUCUACCACGCCCGCCGCUUCGGCACCUAUACCCAUACCCGCCAAACAAGUAUUCGCACAGCCAGGCCAGCCAGGUCUGUCUACUUCCGCACCUGCUGCUCUGUUCAACGCCCCGGUCGACCCCUCCGGUGUCUUCGAAUAUGGCUUCCCAGGUCCGGUCUCCGAUAUCGCCACACGAUCGGCACUCGUCUCAUCCUACGACCGCCGCCUACGCAACCCCCACUGGGUCGUCGAGCACAUCACUCCGGCCUCGCUAGCCCAGCGCGACGGCGACCGCAAGCACUCGGCCUUCUUGGAGGACGAGUCGGUGCCAGAGAAGUUCCGGGCCAAGCUGAAGGACUACUUCCGGUCCGGCUACGACCGGGGCCACCAGGUUCCCGCGGCGGACUGCAAGUGGUCGCAGGGGGCCAUGAACGACACCUUCUUCCUGACCAACAUGUGCCCGCAGGUGGGCGAGGGCUUCAACCGGGACUACUGGGCGCACUUUGAGGACUUCUGCCGGCGGCUGACGGUGCGGUACCCGAGCGUGCGCAUCGUCACCGGCCCCCUCUACCUGCCCAAGAAGGACCCGGCCGACGACAAGUGGUACGUCCGCUACGAGGUCAUCGGCAACCCGCCCAACGUCGCCGUCCCCACCCACUUCUACAAGGUCAUCUUCGCCGAGUCCGCCCCUGGUUCCGCCUCCGCUCCCGUCGCCAUUGGCGCCUUCGUUCUGCCGAACGCGCCCAUCCCCAACGGGAAGCCCAUCACCGACUUCGAGGUGCCCGUCGAGGCCGUUGAGAGGGCGAGCGGGCUGGAGUUUGCUUCCAAGCUGCCGGUCACGAGACGCAAGAGGCUCUGUGCGGAUACCACCUGCGCGCUGGUCAUCAAGGACUACGCGGACAGGCAGAAGGCUUUUGCCAAGCCGGGCGCUGCGUCCGUGCCUGCUGUGAAGAGGUAGUAAUCACGCCGUACAGAGUACAUGAUGCAUAGACGUUUGGUUUAGAUUUGCGACCACAAGCCGUGCAACUCGGAGUAAUAGUUGACCUUUGGGCCUCCGUACGCAUUCACGACAAUAGGUGUAAUAUAGGCUGGAGAGGAGACGACGGGCUCGGAAACACAUAGGAAAUGACAUAGCAUAGCAUUCUGCAUUACAUCUACUAUACUAGACA
Molecule: messenger RNA, 1571 nt
Organism: Truncatella angustata
Lineage: Eukaryota; Fungi; Ascomycota; Sordariomycetes; Amphisphaeriales; Sporocadaceae
Product: mitochondrial nuclease
Exons: 1
Coding region: 287-1360 (357 amino acids)
Biological process (GO): apoptotic DNA fragmentation
Cellular component (GO): mitochondrial inner membrane; nucleus
Molecular function (GO): nucleic acid binding; RNA endonuclease activity; metal ion binding
Source: RefSeq, a predicted model, not a curated record